UGUUCUCGACGUUUAACCUUCGCCGCAGUAGUAUAGAUACCUAUUCAACCUACCUACCUACCUAAUAUACCUACCUACUCUUAUUCGCAUCGUUAUGGCAAAUAUCUGUUUUAGCUUAAUUAUUGUUGUAUCUGUCUGUGUUGCCUGUACGUUUGCAACUGGUACGCCUUCAUUCUACAAAAAUGACAUAAUUGUAUAUCAACGUGGAUACAAAAAGGGCGGUAUCAUGUUUGUAAAAGAAGAUGGUGUAAAUCCGAUGGGUAAGGGUAAUUUAGAUUUGCUGUUCACUAUAAAACCAAAUAAAGCUGCCUACAAUAGUAUUCUCCAAAAGCUUAAAGAAAAUGGAAUAACUAGUCCUAAGUACGACGAAUUUUUUACUUUUUCAGUACCUGAAUUACAAAUUAUUAACCUUACUAAGAUGUAAUUAUUAACUUAUAACAAUUUAUAGAUGUCGACAUUGUUGUGGUUAUAUUAUUUUGUUACCAUUAUUCA
This is a messenger RNA of Adelges cooleyi (spruce gall adelgid), 492 nucleotides long. RefSeq lists its product as uncharacterized. The transcript is spliced from 6 exons. Lineage: Eukaryota; Metazoa; Arthropoda; Insecta; Hemiptera; Adelgidae. The coding region runs from base 95 to 424 and encodes 109 amino acids. The record is from RefSeq and is a predicted model, not a curated record.